Hippocampus zosterae (dwarf seahorse) is the source of this 1303-nucleotide messenger RNA. It is a transcript of the gene mcrip2, whose product is annotated as MAPK regulated corepressor interacting protein 2. Bases 473 to 916 code for a protein of 147 amino acids. The transcript is spliced from 5 exons. The record is from RefSeq and is a predicted model, not a curated record. Lineage: Eukaryota; Metazoa; Chordata; Actinopteri; Syngnathiformes; Syngnathidae.
UGACAUCACACCAACUGACUUGACACAGAAGGGAAACACGAUCGUAUUCUGUGGUGCGGUGGUGGAAAUCAACUAAGUCGUGUCCUUGUUUGUGUCUACUAGUACCACAGUGACGGUAACACAGCCGCCUGAGUGUCCGCGCUGUGAGUGAUUAUCCUCGGACACCUAGAAGGGCGGUGUGCCCUGCACCCGUUCGUGCGUGUGGGGGAGCGUGAGUGGCACUUACCGGCACGUGGAACCGCUUUCUCCUUGGGUGACCUACACGCAGCGGGCUGAGCACCCUGCCGCGGGGUCGGGGGAGCCGCAGAGUCCGUAUUCGCAUUUCCACGCACUUCGGGCCGACUUGUGGAGCGGCUGACACGGGUCACAUUUCCACCACGGCCGAGAGUGGAGAGGAGGGAGCCGCGGUGGGGGGUGGCUGAAGUUUGAGGAGACUGGACAUCAAGUGGACAUUCGACAAGGGUUUCGUCCCAUGAUGUACACCAUCACCAGAGGGCCCAGCAAACUCGUUACACAACGGAGGACGACAGGCCCCACGCAACAGAUUGAGAGUAAAUUCGCCGAAUUGAAGCUCAAUUCCACGAAGUGGCUCCCGUCUAACACUCCACCUCCAAAGCUUGUGUUCAACCGUCUCAAUGGGAAGCGUUACCACGUUGCAUCUGUGCAGAAGGUCCACAGCCCGGCAGAGGGAUUCACUCCAGCACACGAGGAGAACGUCAAAUUUGUCUAUGAAGCAUGGCGGCAGGUGGAGCAAAACCUGGGAGGUGAAGACGACAGGGAAUCGACGGGCCGCCGGGGGCCCGUUCAGUACACAGAGAAGACCCCCAAUGUUGUCAUGAAGACAGAUUUUGUUCCCAUCGACUUGGAGGAGUGGUGGGCUCAGCGCUUCCUUGCAAAUAUUGCAGACCUGUCCUGACUGCUUGGAGGAACUGAAACACGACAGGAUGCAAUGGGCCGGUUAUUCAUCGGCGAAGGUGCCGCAAAGGUCAAUAGGAGAGUCACUUAGGGCUUCAGGAUGCUCCGUGUGAAGCAUUGUCCGCCAUUUGGAGCUUGAUGUGAAAUCUGAAGCUUCACGCUGCUUAAAGAACUGAGCACCAAACAGCCAAGACGUACGUAAUGUGUCGCAGCAAAAAAGGCCCUGCCUUCUACUUGAAUGACAUAUUUGAUAGAAGCUUUUCUUGUUGCAAAAGCUUCCCUCGUUCCUCAAGUGUGCUCCGCUCUAUCUACCCACUGGCUCAUCUGUGGAUCUGAAUUUACCAAGGAGCACAAGUAAAAUGAGUUUCAAAACAUUCAACAACUUUCA